GCUGCCUCUGGGGGAAGGUAUGCCCGCCUGGGCCGGUGCCUUCUGCACCUGCCGUGUAGGUCCGGAAGACACUGCACCAGCCGGGGAGCCCUCAGCCAGCUCGGAAGCCAGGAUGGAGGUCACACCUGUGUGUUAAAGAGGCUUCUGCCUCCUUUGUGUCCUAGUAAAGACUACAAAGAAGAGUCCCUCUUCCUUUUGUCAGCAAACAACUCGUUCUCCCUCUGACCUGCUAUCUGUGUCCCACAGAAGACUUGAACCUACACUAUGGGAAGUGGUACCUCAACCCAACAUCACUUUGCUUUCCAGAACACAGAGAAAGCCUUCAGGGCAGCAGCCCUCAUCCAGAGAUGGUACCGGCGCUACAUGGCGCGCCUGGAGAUGAGGCGGCACUGCACCUGGCGCAUCUUCCAGUCCAUAGAGUACGCAGGACAGCAGGACCAGGUCAAGCUCCAUGACUUCUUCAGCUACCUUGUGGAUCACUUUACCCCCAGCAGCAACCACGAGCGAGACUUCCUGAACCGCAUGUUCACUGAGGAGAGAUUCCCCCAGGACACUGAGAUACAGAAGCCCAGCGACUAUGAAUCCAUAGAGGUCCCAGACAAUUACACAGGGCCACACCUCGCCUUCCCGCUCCUUCCCGACCACGCGACUGCCCUGGUGGAAGCUUUCAGACUGAGACAACAGCUGCACGCUCGCUACGUCUUGAACCUUCUGCACGAGACCAGGAAGCACCUGGUGCAGCUGCCGAACAUCAACCGGGUCUCCACCCGGUACAGCGAGGAGGUCACCGUGUGCGGAGACUUACAUGGCCAGCUGGAUGACUUAAUAUUUAUAUUUUAUAAGAAUGGCCUCCCGUCACCAGAGAGGGCCUAUGUCUUCAAUGGUGACUUUGUGGACCGAGGCAAGGAUUCAGUAGAGAUCCUGAUGGUUCUUUUCGCCUUCAUGUUGGUCUACCCGAAAGAGUUCCAUCUCAACCGAGGAAACCAUGAGGACUAUAUGGUGAACUUACGAUAUGGCUUUACCAAGGAAGUGAUGCAUAAAUAUAAGACACAUGGCAAGAAAAUACUAAAAACACUGCAGGAUGUUUUCUGUUGGCUUCCUCUGGCCACUCUGGUUGAUGAGAAAGUCCUGAUUCUUCAUGGCGGAGUGUCAGACAUGACUGACCUGGAGCUUUUGGCUAAACUAGACAGGCACAAGAUCGUCUCCACCCUGAGGCGCAAAACGAGAAAGGAGAAGGGGAAAGCGGCGCCGAAGAAGGCGGGCGCGGCGCGGCCCACCCCGUGGUUCCUGCCCCUGCGCGCGGGCUCCGGCGGGGCGCCCCGAGCCGGCCGCUCCUCCAGCCUCCCCUGCGGCGGCCCCGCGGCUCCGGAGCCGGUGCGGCGGGCGCGGCGCUCCGUGGACCUGGCGCUGCCCGGGUGCCCGCAGCAGGGGGGCAGCGCGCCGAGCGGGGCGCAGGGGGAGCCGGAGCGAGCCGCGCCGGAGGCCGACUCGGAAGCCCGCGAGCCGCCGGAGCCCACCCCGGAGGAGUGGAAGCAGGUGGUCGAUAUCCUGUGGAGCGAUCCCAUGGCCCAGGACGGCUGCAAGGCGAACACCGUUCGAGGAGGAGGCUGUUAUUUUGGACCUAAUGUGACAGAACAGUUGCUGCAGAAAUACAACCUGCUGUUUCUGAUCCGCUCCCACGAAUGCAAACCUGAGGGCUACGAGUUCUGCCACAGCCGCAAGGUCUUAACCAUCUUUUCCGCCUCCAACUACUAUGAAGUUGGCAGCAACAGGGGGGCCUACGUCAAGCUGGGGCCGGCCCUGAGCCCGCACAUCGUGCAGUAUCAAGCGAACAAGGCAACCCACAUGCUGACUAUGAGGCAAAGGAUUAGCAGAGUAGAGGAGUCCGCUCUAAGAUCUCUGCGGGAAAAGUUAUUUGCUCAUUCCUCAGAUCUUCUUGGUGAAUUUAAGAAGCAUGACGCAGAUAAAACUGGUUUCAUCUCCCUGAGUGACUGGGCAGAAGCCGUGGAGUCGGUGCUGCGGCUGGGACUGCCAUGGCGGAUGCUAAGGCCACAGCUGGUGAGCAGCUCCACGGAUUCCACAUUGGAGUACAAGUCCUGGCUGAAGGACUUGGCCAAGGAACAACUGAGCCGUGAGAACAUCCAGUCAAGUUUGCUGGAAACACUAUAUCGGAACCGAUCCAACCUGGAGACCAUCUUUAGGAUCAUAGACAGUGACCAUUCAGGGUUCAUCUCACUGGACGAGUUCAGGCAGACUUGGAAGCUGUUCAGCUCUCAUAUGAACAUUGACAUCACAGAUGACUGCAUCUGUGACCUUGCCCGGAGCAUUGACUUCAACAAGGAUGGCCACAUCGACAUCAAUGAGUUCCUGGAGGCCUUCCGCCUUGUGGAGCAAUCCUGCCCAGAGAGCGAUGCCUCAGACUGCCCCCAGACCACAGACACUGAGGACGGGGACGGCAGCAAGCCAAGCACACAGUAAGAGCAGCCUGUGUCCAUCUCUCGUGGUGCCUCAUAACCAAGACUGAGCUUGUCCCUGCAAUAGCUCCUUUAUUCUCCAGAGAUUUGUGGAAUUUUACUCUGAGAAAUUGCCUACCAGUGUGCAUCAGAAUCAGCUCUCUGCAUGUGUUGUGUGUGUGUGUGUGUGUGUGUGUGUGUGUGUGUAUUUAAAUAUGUAGCUACCCUAUCCCUAGCUCAAAAGUUUCACAGGGCAAGACCCAGGUAUAAAUAUUUUAAAUUCUCAAGUCUACCCCAGUUAAGAACCACUGAUAAUUCAAUCCCCUCAUUGUUUUCAUUUUAUACCUUUUAAUUAUUGUUUUGAAAAUAUCUUAUUCGUAAAGUUAUGAGAAAUUUUGCAAUCCUGUGACCCAAACAUGGAUUCUUUUCAUUACUUACUUUUUCUUGUUAUACUAUAGUUUUUAUAUAAUUUAAUGUUCUUUUUUAAAAAAAUAAACUCACAUCUACUUGUAAAUACUUUCCUGUGUUGCUACAU
This is a messenger RNA of Lutra lutra (Eurasian river otter), 2988 nucleotides long. It is a transcript of the gene PPEF2, whose product is annotated as protein phosphatase with EF-hand domain 2. Gene Ontology annotation, biological process: detection of stimulus involved in sensory perception; negative regulation of MAPK cascade. Gene Ontology annotation, molecular function: calcium ion binding; iron ion binding; protein serine/threonine phosphatase activity. NCBI's taxonomy places the organism in Eukaryota, Metazoa, Chordata, Mammalia, Carnivora, Mustelidae. The transcript is spliced from 17 exons. Bases 265 to 2478 code for a protein of 737 amino acids. Gene Ontology annotation, cellular component: cytosol; nucleus. The record is from RefSeq and is a predicted model, not a curated record.